AGUGACUUAUUUCUUUGUGUAAAUUAUAGUUGUUGGACUCAUUUUAGUCAAACAAGCUUUGUAUUCUUAUGAGUAAGAAGAAAAAUCUAUCCUGGAAGUAUACCUCAUUUCACUUGUAAAGUGUCUAAUUGUUUAUUGGAACACAUCUAACUGUUCUGAAUUCAUACAUUACACUGAAAGAUAAUCAAUAACUUCAUAACUUUGUAUUUAAAUUGUCUCAACAAUCAGCAAACAAGGUAUAAAAGCUCAUGAAAACAUGGACAUGUUCUAUUAUUUAUGUGCAUGCAUUUCUGUAAAAGAGUUACUGCUUGGCCUUCAUGUUUAGAUCAUUUCUAAUGUUUUUGAGAUGUCUGACAAAGGAAAGAUGGAAAUGAUCUCUUGUUUAUGUAAUAAGUAUGUGAGUACAGUUUAUUUAUUUUAGCACCUUUCAUCGGACAAGAUCACAAAGUUCUUCACAAGACAUACACUCAUAUAUAAUGAGGUUAGGAGUCCAUAUAAAGUCCCCUCCACUUAAAAUGUGAUAUUUAAACUUCGGUGUGAAGAAUAAUGCAUGUGCAGUGUUUCACACUAGAAGACUGUUUGCACAUUCCUCUGCUGGAAAGGGAAACGUUUCCCAAUUUAACAGGGGGGUGAACACGUGUACGUGAAUCCAAUCCAAUCCGCAAUUUACAAAUGUGUGGACGCCUGUAGUAGACAUCUUUUAUUUGCAUGUUUAAAUGUUCUGGGUGUUUGAGGAAGACGUAAUAAUUAAGCAAUGGCCCCCUGGGCAGACUUUAUAGUUCUCUUUUUGUUGAUGUUUUGUGUCUCUUUGGAGUUGUUAUCCAUCGCUCAUAUUGCAUCUUAUGUUUCUUUCUGAUCAUUUUGAGAUCUCCUCCUGGUUGGUACGAGUCUCCUUGAGUGACAUGUUGGACCCCUGGACCUGUGCCUGUUUGGCCCGUCCAUGAGUAAAUGUCAUUAAAAUAUCUUUCAACAUGAGGAGGCAAGUGGACUUUCGGACUACCUGGGCUUCGUGUCCUCCUUUGGCCCCCGCGCUAAACAUUGGGGGACCUUUGAACCACUCCCCCUUUACUGAGGAGCUACAGCUGACCACCAUGACCACGUCCACCGUCAAAGACUUCCUGGUUACCUAUUUAAUGCCCGAAAAAUGUUACCGGAGGAUUUUUGUCAACUUGCACGUGCACGGGCCUUGCCUAAAGUUAAUAACCAUCAGAAUUGUCGGAUUUUGGAUUUUACUGGACGCUCUUCUGGCACAGAUGGCACAGCUGCUGAAGAUAGUGUGGAGUAGAAGUGCAGAGGGUCUGAGUCUGGCCUCCGUGCUCCUGCAGCUGUACGCCGUCUCCUGUCCUGUUGUGUACGCCGUGGCCAACAACUUCCCAUUCUUCGCCUGGGGGGAGAGGCUCUUCAUCUUGGCCUACACAGCAGCCACCGUCUUCCUCAUCCUGCACUAUCGUGGUGAUACCCUCACAGGGUUUCUGGUCCUCUUGGCUUAUGGGAAUGUAAUGUUCCUGCUGGGCUCCUACGCAGCUGCAGCUGUUGCCUCAGUGAUGCAGGCUUCCAGUUUGACAGCUUUAAUUGCAAGCAAGGUUCUCCAAGCCAGAGCUAACCACUGUAACGGCCACACGGGCCAACUGUCGAUUCUGUCCGUGUUACUGACGUGUGCAGGAUCCCUGGUUAUCUUGGUGUCUCUCCAGGAGACGGGAAGCUUGUUCACCACUUUGUCACAGGCUCUGUCAGCGGGCCUCAGCUUUGUCCUCCUGGCCCAGGUCCUCUGUAGCAGCGGCAGCACCGCCACCACCAAAGCAAAUACAUACUUUCUCUUCAGGUUCAACUGGUCCAGCUUGAUUGCACAGUCUUCUAUAAAGAGGGACCAUCAUUGUCUCUGUGUCCUCCACCGUAUCAGCAGCAGUGAAGAAAAUAUUGAAGCUGCAGAGAUGUUCUUAUACAGAGAUGUGUCCCACCAGAGCAAUUGAGAAGUGCUCUCUCGGGAUAAGUGGUUAAAGAUAAUGGAUGGACUUACCUUGUCAAACUUCUCCGAGUGCUUUUUUACAAAUGUAUGUAUUACGUGUAAUCCACUAAUGCAUCAUUUGUAAAGAUACGAAAAACAAACUGAAGGUCAGGAACAGCAUUCAUUAUUACAAAGUCCUUCCAUUGAGACGUAAAACAACAAAGCAUAAACCCUUUUAAUUGUCUGUUCUUGCAGCCCGUGGGAGCAUAACUGAGAGUAUAGAGGGAAAAUAUUAACGAGGGUGUCGAUUGUUUGCAGACACUGGAAGUGUGAGCACAGACCGUUUAUCAACAUUACAUUGUCUUCUACAAAAUAGUAGCGGUGCCACACAAUCGAUCCUCCACUGUGUAGUUGAACUUAUUUAGGCUUUAUUGCUUUAAUUUAUGUUUUCCAACAAACAUUUAACUAAAUCAAUACAUCCCACCAUGUUUGAGUAACAUGAUCCACAAGACCUUUCCACUAGAGGGGGCUGCUUGUACAUAUGUACAGUACUGAAUAUGCGUUCCAUCAAUCUAACUGGGUCUCUACAGCAUAUAUAUAUUUCUGAGGUGUGUGGGUGUUAUACAUCUAUGGAUAAGGCGUCAAUAUAAAGAAUCCCACUGCUCCUGCAGUACAGUAAAUGCAUCAUUUCAUGCUCAUGUUUCUUUAUUUCAAAUCUGUGGAGGAAACAUACACUAUAUGUUUUAUUUCUUCAUUUAAAAAACAAGUGUCUUUCCGGAUUAAUCUGUUUUUAUCGAUUUACUGCUGAAGUUCCAUUGUUGUAAAACUAGAACCAUGAAGGAUGAUAUUGCUCAGGACAAUAACCUUCCCACCACGUCCGCCUGUUUGAAUAUAUUCAGAUAUGUGCAGACACAUCUAUUUGGUCAUAGCAUGCACACAAUUUGAUCAUACUAUAUAAACACAGUGCUUAUGAAAUCAUUAGGGUGACUGUGGGUCAGUGGUUAGCAGGUCUGUCUUUCAAUCAGGGGGUUGGUGGUUCAAUCUUAGUCGAUGUGUCCUUGAGCAAGACACUUAACC
Molecule: messenger RNA, 3022 nt
Organism: Cyclopterus lumpus (lumpfish)
Lineage: Eukaryota; Metazoa; Chordata; Actinopteri; Perciformes; Cyclopteridae
Product: mannose-P-dolichol utilization defect 1 protein-like
Exons: 9
Coding region: 972-1970 (332 amino acids)
Biological process (GO): oligosaccharide biosynthetic process
Source: RefSeq, a predicted model, not a curated record